Molecule: messenger RNA, 1481 nt
Organism: Aphidius gifuensis
Lineage: Eukaryota; Metazoa; Arthropoda; Insecta; Hymenoptera; Braconidae
Product: 9,11-endoperoxide prostaglandin H2 reductase-like
Exons: 5
Coding region: 222-1097 (291 amino acids)
Molecular function (GO): oxidoreductase activity
Source: RefSeq, a predicted model, not a curated record
AAAAGAAUGAAUAAACAUUGUUUAAUUUCAUUUUUAUUUUAGCAGGUAAUGAAGUUUGUUUACACUAAAAUAUAUAGGCGAUUUACACUGUCAAAUAUUGUUGUUUACCAGUUGUUUACUGUCAUUUAACUGUUUACAUAUUACGUGUAUAAUAUUCGGUCUGGCACACCUUGAUUAUUAUUAAUAAAAUUAAUUAAUUGUUAAUAAAAUUAAUUACAACAAUGACAGCAUACAAAUGUGUUCAAUUAUCAUCAGGAUUCAAUAUGCCAAUGGUUGGCUUGGGUACUUUUCAGAUCACUGGUGUUAAUCGAAUUCAACAAGUUAUUGAUGAUGCCAUACGUGUUGGCUACAGAUCUAUAGAUACUGCUGAAGUUUACCGUAAUGAAGAAGAUAUAGGUUUUGUAUUGAAUCAAGUGUUGAAUAAAUAUAAUUUAACAAGAGGUGAUAUAUUUCUUACAACAAAACUAUCACCAAGUUCACAUGGUGAUCCAGAUAAAAUUAUAAAUUCUGUUUAUACAUCAUUGAGAGCUCUUGGUACAUCUUACAUUGAUCUUUACUUGAUACAUUGGCCUGGAGCAUCAAGAAUUCCAGAAUCUGCUAGUAAAAACAUUGAAUUACGUACGACAACAUGGCAGACACUUGUUGAAUUAAAAAAUAAAGGUGUUAUUAGAUCAAUUGGAGUAUCAAAUUACAAUAUUCGUCACUUGGAACAGUUACUUAAAAAUUGUGGAGGUGUUAGACCAGCUGUUAAUCAAGUUGAAUGUCAUCCUCACUAUCGUCAAGCUGAGCUAAUUGAUUUUUGUAAAAAAGAAAAUAUUCAUGUUCAAGCAUAUUCAUCACUUGGAACAAGCACAAAUGUUUCAUUGAUAAAAGAACCACGAGUUUGUCAAAUUGCUAAAGAACUUGAUGUAUCACCAGCUAGAGUUUUAUUAAAGUGGGCAUUACAACAAGAUAUUAGUGUCAUUCCAAAAGCAAGUCAAACUUCUCACAUUGAGGAUAAUUUUAAUUUGGAUUUUAAACUUAGUGAUGAACAUAUGACAAGAUUGUCUGAUUUAUCACAAAAAAAAUACGCCUGGAAUCCUGAUAAUGUUAUUUAAAAUAUUGUCAUUUACAUUUUAACAUUUAUAAAAUAUAAAAAAUGAAUAACUUUGAAGACACAAUAGCACAAUUGUGCUUGAACAAAUAUCAUUCAUUAAAAAAAACUGGCAAACCAAUUGCAACAGAAUGGACUGUAUUAUCAGGAAUUGUUAUGAAAAAUAAUGAUAAUAAUUUAAAAGUUAUUGCACUUGCAACUGGUACAAAAUGUCUAGGAAUUAAUGAAUUAAUUGAUAAUAAAAUUAACAUUGGUAAUAGAUUGCAUGAUUCACAUGCUGAAGUGUUAACAAGACGUGCCUUUUUACGUUAUUUAUACAUUGAAAUUGAAAAAUUAUUAAAUAAUGAAAAUAAUUUAUCUGAUAUAUUCAUAUUAAAUACAUAUAAAA